AUGGCGGAAACCGUUCAAAAGAUGACAUGGGUGUAUCAAAACCCGCCUACCGCACUGCUGGAACCGGGCGUAACCACCACCUUUGAGAACCGGCCUGUGCAGCUUGUAGCACCCCCUGGUGGCGUGGUCGUCAAGCUUCUAGUUGUCGGGAUGGAUCCCCACCAGCGAGACCGCAUGCGUGGAGUCGGCAACGUGAGCUAUGUUCCACCUUACGAGAAAGGAGAACCGGUCUCCAACUUCUCUAUUGGUAAGGUCAUCCGUACAGACAACCCCGACUGGGAAGACGGCUGCUUGAUCGCCGGUAUGCUACCCAUCUCGGAGUAUGCCGUCUUGGAUCUCGAUUACCUCAACUUCAAGGUAUAUGCCGCGAAUGUCGUGCGAAAGGUGACCAACCACUACAAUCUGGACCUCAAGCACUUCGUCGGCACGCUGGGUUUGGCGGGUAUGACCGCAUGGCUCUCAUUCUACGGCCACGUCAAGCCCCGCCCAGGCGAGACCAUUUGGGUCAGUGCAGCAUCAAGCUCGGUUGGCGAAGUUGUGGUGCAGCUGGCUAAGAUGAAGGGGAUGAAGGUGAUUGCGAGCGUGAGCUCGGACGAGAAGCUAAAAUGGGUGGUCGACGAGCUGGGCGCCGACGUCGGUUUUAACUACCGAAAGGAGUCUGUCGAUGCGGCGCUGAAGCGGUUGGCGCCGGACGGAUUAGACGUGGUAUAUGAGAUGAUUGGAGGGGACCACUUGCAGGCAGCAAUUGAGAACAUGAAAUUCUUUGGGCGAAUCAUCAGCUGUGGCACGGCUUCCCAAUAUAACAAACCUCCCGAGGAGCGGUACGGUAUCACCAACACGUCCGAGAUCUUCCGUCGCCGCAUCAAGAUUCAAGGAUUCAUGUUCCAUGAUAAGGACAUUUUCCAACACGUUAUCAGCUUCUCGAUGACAAUGCCAAGAUUGAUUGCAGAGGGCAAGAUCAAGUCACAAUACACCAUAUUUGAGGGGAUCAGGCAGGCAGAGAAGGCAUUCUUAUCCAUGUUUACCGGUGGCAGCUUUGGUAAAACGGCGCUGAAAAUCAGUGAUGAGUGA
Messenger RNA from Trichoderma asperellum CBS 433.97, 1071 nucleotides. RefSeq names its product Dehydrogenase fub6. The record is from RefSeq and is a predicted model, not a curated record. Gene Ontology annotation, molecular function: oxidoreductase activity, acting on the CH-CH group of donors, NAD or NADP as acceptor. Lineage: Eukaryota; Fungi; Ascomycota; Sordariomycetes; Hypocreales; Hypocreaceae.